CUUCUGUUCGGUCCAGUGUGAAGCCCAGAGAAGACCUACGACGACGCACGGUUUUCAGUCCGGAGGUGCCACUGUCCCCUUCUUCUCGCAUCACAGGACGCUCGGGUACGCACGCUUGCUCCUGCUUCACCGCGCGCUGCGCAUUUGGACUCCAUGCAGGUGCUACAGAGGCUCUAAAUUUGUGCAGUCACAAUCCCUCCUAGUGGGACAAAGUAAACAUUGCACCCAACGCUGUGGCGCUGUUACAUCUUCUGAAGCAUUCCCAGGAUCUAGAGCUCGUUCUGGUCCAUUAUGGAGGGAGUGGCAGUGGAUAACCUCAUAGACUUUGAUUUACCGUCUGAGUCCAACUCUCUCACUGUGGAUGGGGGACAAAACCAAGGUCACAGCGAUAUCUUUUCCCCAGAGCCAGCCUCCUCCAGGGUGCUGCACCAGGACAGUCUGCCUGAGCCCCUAGCCCCCACAAAAGCAUCCUCCCACCACCAUCGUCACCAUGACAAUGAGGACAGUGAUGCUACAGAGUCUGCCGACAGUGAGAAUGAUAUGGACCCCCCUUCUCACAUGUGGGACGAACGGCGCUCAUCUUCAUCGUCCAAUCACAGUGCAGAAGAUGCUGACCCUGAUGCACUGGAGAGGAGGACCUUUAUGAAGGCCUAUGUAGACAAGAUCUUCCAUGGAAAUGAGGAGUUUGACCAAGAGGAGAAGGCCCGUUUUGGAGAGCUGUGCACUGGAGAGAACGGCAAAGGGAGAGAGUGGUUUGCCAAAUACGUCAGCGCACAGCGCUGCCACUCUAAAUGUGUGAGUGAACCCACCUUCUACCGCCUGGUGCAGUCCUUUGCUGUUGUGCUUUUUGAAUGUUACCAGAUGGAUGACUACACACCAGCUAAAAACCUCAUGACCAUGUGUUUCACCUUCUAUUACAUUGGAAAAGCCCAGCCGCCUCCAUCAGAGCUGCUGGAACGGGGGACUCCUCCGGUGGGCCUGGACACAUAUCUGAACAAGGCAAACUCGUGGCUCACCGGGAAAAAGGAUGCAGCGGAGCGACUGCUCAAGACCACCUCCAAGACCGAUGUGAAAGGCUUUUUUGGAGGGUUGGAGAGCAAACUGAGGAGCUCCAUGGCAAACAAGCCUGAGGAUGGAGGAAGCCCAGUGGAAAAGCCCACAACCCCAGUAUCAGAUGCUCCUGAAGAAAAGAAAGGGGAUAAAGUGUACCUUUACACCCAUCUUAAGCAGCAGCCCAUUUGGCACACACUAAGGUUUUGGAAUGCAGCCUUCUUUGAUGCGGUUCACUGUGAGAGGAAGAAGAGGUCUCCAACCACCAGAGAGAAGUGGUGUCACAUGAGCCAGCAGGAGAGAGACGACAAUUCCAAGAUCGAUGAGAACAUUGCUUUUGGUCAGCUAGGGACAUUCACUCAUAAUAUGUUGGCAUUUGGACUAAGCAAGAAGCUCUGCAAUGAUUUCCUUAAGAAGCAGGCAGUGAUAGGAAAUCUCAAUGAAGAGCAGUACAAGUUGCUGACGGAGCACAUAGAGAAAAUGGCGGUGGAGUGACCGACUGGAGCUUUUGGAUCACAGUCAGGUUUCUGUGAGCUGUACUGAACUGCUGUGCCAUUGUGUAGCAACUGCUCUGCAUAUCAGCAAUAAGACCACACCAUCAGCUGGUUAAUAAUAAUAAUCUAUACCUGCCUCAAUAUAUAAGUACAACACUCACAAAGUCAUGUAGUGUAUUCUACUGUAACAUGCAUCUCCUGUGUGUAGGCUACUCUGUGUUUCUGAUAUCAGUUAAAUGUUGCUGUGCAUCAGUUUUACCAGUGCAUUAUAUUGUGCUAAAGCAAUAACAUCAUCUUGCUUACUCACUGUGUUCUUAAUGACUAUUAUAGAACGCAUUUUAAUCAUUAUUGCAAAAGGGUAAUUAUUAAAGUGUCUACACUAAAUGGAACCUCCAUUGAAGCAUUGGUACAUCCACAAUUUGCAUUGAUGUAUUAAUCAAAAUUAUCUGACACCAUAUUCUUAGAAUGCGUUAUUGUACAAAAUGUUAUUGUAAUAAUUAUUAAUGACACAGUGUUUUGGCCACAUGAGGUGGUAUUGUUCUCUUAGAAAAGGCAGCUUUUUACCUAAUACUGACUUUUGCUGAAUCACUUUACUGCUGUAUCAUGAAUAUGGCUGCUGUGGACACAGACUUCCCAAAAUACUCAAUCUCUUUUUACUUCAUAAUUGGGCAGAAGAUAUCUUCCAGUUUGCAUUACUAUUAGUGCCAUAAAAGUGCCUUCAGUGGAAGUCAACUGCGCAAUACUACUGCACUUCCCUGAAGCUAAGUAUUUCUUGCUGUUUACGUCUGUUUUAUGUUGCACUUUGCUGUACAUCUGUGAGGUUCGCCCAAUUAUCUAGCAUCAUUUCAUACAUCUUACUGUGUAGUGUGGCUGCACUGCACUUCUAUAUGCUGCCACUAGGGGGUAGCAGUGUAUUGUAGUGUGCAUAGUAAAGUUGUGUUUGCGGGUUUAUGAUAUCAACAGAAGUCCAUAUAGUUGUGGUGUUGGGAUCCUUGCAGCUCGCCAUGUAUUCCUGGUCCAGUUUUGUUUAUAUAUUUAUUAAUGAUGAAGCAAAAUCAUUGUAAAAAUGUUAUACAUUGUUAUGAAAUUAUGAUUUAUAACUAAAAUCCCUUGAAAAUGUGUGAUUUGGAGAACAACUUCUCUUUCAAAGCACCUUUAUUUUUGAAUUGCCUAAUCAUUUAACAUGUAAACUCAAUAUUUAUCCUUUCAGCCUGUAGAAUUCUUCCUGCUUUACCUGUCACUCUACAGAGAUUAGCUCAUGUGUGUGGGCUGAACCAGUGCAAACCCACGAGUUAAGUUAAUAAUAUCUUAAAAGCCAAAUAUAUAUUAUACUAUGCUUCAAAUAGAGAACACACAUACAACCAUAAAAUGAAACAAAAAUGAAAAAAGCUCAAUGAAAGCCAAAGACUGAAAAGUGUGUAGGCAGCAGGAAUUAGGACCAAACAUGAAUCAAAUCCCUGUUUUGAUCUCAUAUUCUUAUACACAUGAGUGUGUAGUGUGUCAUUGUUCUGUCCUUCUCUGAUUCUGUGGUACAGUAGUGUGUGCUGUGAUUGAUGUUUGUCUUAGGUGUUAAAUGUCUAUUCAGUAGUUUACCUACUUGUGUGUUUGACAUGAUCAGUGUUAAAUGCAUAUAUAGUGCUGUGCAAUAAUUCUUGUAAUGCAACUCAUUAUGUGUCCAUCAAAAGUGCUAGUAAGUUAUCAUUGAAGUAACUAUCCAUACAAGUUUCAUAAAAUAUUCAAUUGAAUAAAAAAGGUCAAUUUAGUUUUUGAGGAGAUACUAUCUGAUUUUGAUCUCUAAAUAUUUUGCACUAUUUAAUUUUAACCACCAUUAAAAUUCUGUUGCCUGUGCAUGGCCGGUGCAUGCUCUGUAGCAGAUUUGUGGUGGUGUGUAGUGUUAAAUUGUCUAUUUCAAAACGUUUGAAAAUUACAAAACCUAAAUAUCUCACCAACCAAACAAAAGCUCUCAUAAACAUUCCUUACACGAUACAAUGCUGCCACUAAUACACAGGUCUGAGGUUAGACUGAUUCUCGUCUCAAAACGCCAUUAAUAAACAAAUAUCGACUGUAAGUGACUGAGGCCCCCUGCUGGACAGUGCCUGUAUUAUCAACUGACAUAUCUAAUUGUUACAUACUUCCAGUUUGCAUGGAAUCAAUGUAAUCAUAUUGAUAAUUACUCUGAAAUAAAUUUAUUUUUGACGUUGA
This is a messenger RNA of Boleophthalmus pectinirostris (great blue-spotted mudskipper), 3746 nucleotides long. RefSeq names its product KIAA0513 ortholog. The record is from RefSeq and is a predicted model, not a curated record. NCBI's taxonomy places the organism in Eukaryota, Metazoa, Chordata, Actinopteri, Gobiiformes, Gobiidae. The transcript has 12 exons. The coding region runs from base 292 to 1545 and encodes 417 amino acids.